This is a messenger RNA of Macadamia integrifolia, 1084 nucleotides long. Its product is annotated as peroxidase 7-like. The record is from RefSeq and is a predicted model, not a curated record. Lineage: Eukaryota; Viridiplantae; Streptophyta; Magnoliopsida; Proteales; Proteaceae. The transcript is spliced from 3 exons. Gene Ontology annotation, biological process: hydrogen peroxide catabolic process; response to oxidative stress. Gene Ontology annotation, molecular function: peroxidase activity; heme binding. Gene Ontology annotation, cellular component: plant-type cell wall; plasmodesma. Bases 14 to 1039 code for a protein of 341 amino acids.
GAAGAAGAAGAAGAUGAUGAUGAUGAUGAAGCCCUCUAUUUCCCUUCUAUUUCUUCUUUUUGUUAUUUAUUUGGCAGUGGUAUCAGCCCGUGGACGGUUAGCCGUGUCCCCGGCGGAGUCCUUGACCAUCUCUUAUUACCAAAAGAGCUGCCCAAAUGCAGAAGCCAUUAUCAGUAGGAAAGUGAAUCAAUGGAUUACAUUGGAUCACACCAUUGGACCUGCUAUCAUGAGGCUACACUUCCAUGAUUGUGCUGUUAGGGGGUGUGAUGCUUCAAUUCUAUUAAACCAUACAGGGAGUGAGAGGCAUUCAGCAAAUAGUAAGACACUGAGAGGUUUUCAAGUGAUUGAUCAAAUCAAAGCAGAGCUUGAGAAGGCUUGUCCCAAGACUGUGUCUUGUGCAGAUAUCCUUUCAGCUGCUACUAGGGAUGCUACUGUUAGGCUUGGAGGUCCAUUCUGGGAGGUUCCCAUGGGAAGGAAAGAUGGGUUGGUGUCCCUUGCCACAGAAGCCCAUAUUGUUCCAAUGGGUCAUGAAAGUAUCACUCAACUCAUAGAAUUUUACCAAGCUCGUGGGUUGAACAUUGUUGACUUGGUUGUUCUCUCAGGAGCACACACUAUUGGAAGGAGCACCUGUGAGUCACUGCAGUUCCGGCUAUAUAACUUCAAUGGAACCCGCAAGCCUGAUCCAUCCAUUAACUGGAAAUAUCUCAAUUACUUGAGAAGAAAAUGCAGAUGGUCAUCAGAAUUUGUUGAGCUUGAUGCUACAACACCAACAGUCUUCGAUACAGCUUACUACACAAAUCUUCAGAAGAAUAUGGGAUUGCUAUCCACAGAUCAAAAGCUCUUCAGUGAUGCAAGGACACAGCCUCUUGUUACCACAUUGGCUUCUCAACCUUAUGUCUUCAAUUCUCAGUUUGCAGUGUCCAUGGUGAACCUUGGAAAUGUCCAAGUUCUAACAGGCAAUCGUGAAGGCGAAAUCAGACAGAAUUGCAAUUUAGUCAAUCCUCGCCGCCAUCCUGUGGUCAAAUAUCAUCGUCCCUAAGAUGAUUUUUUGGCCAUUUUGUUUUCUAUAAUUACCUUUAAUUGG